This is a messenger RNA of Mizuhopecten yessoensis (Yesso scallop), 2462 nucleotides long. RefSeq lists its product as uncharacterized. The transcript is spliced from 2 exons. The coding region runs from base 1 to 1941 and encodes 646 amino acids. The record is from RefSeq and is a predicted model, not a curated record. NCBI's taxonomy places the organism in Eukaryota, Metazoa, Mollusca, Bivalvia, Pectinida, Pectinidae.
AUGUGGCGACUGACUGUAUUCUGCCUCGGGGUUGGUCUGUUGGCCCAGGCCUACUCUGUUGAAUCCGAGGGAUCUCACAAGGAACUCCUCCAGAGAUUACUCCGGGUGCUUACUGAGAAGGCUAGUGAGGACGCACUAAGAGAAAUCACGCAUCAGUUUGAGGAACGUGGGAGUGGAAAUAAUAAAGGCGGCGAUAACGAUGACAACGCUGAGAAUGACGAUGACGCGGAUCUCGGACGUUUACUGGAAACGGUGCAGAGAAUAUGUACUGAGGCAGAUUUCGACGGUGUUCCCGUAUCGGUAAAGCAAACACUGGAGAAUAUUUGUUCCGUCCUCGACGAUGAGGACAAUGAAGGUGAGGAUGAAGACUCGGAUUCAUCAGAAGACGAAGAAGACUCGGAAUCAUCAGAAGACGGAAACGAAACAAGGGGUAAACCAAAACCAUCUAAACUUAAGAAGACAGUUAAAAAAGCUUUAAGCUCCCUUGAUAAAUCAUGCAAGGCUAUUCAGAAAUCGGACGCUGGCACGGGACCGGAACGCGACAUGUUAGAAGAAAUUUGUGAAGCAUUAAAUGACGGUAAAGGUAAAAGUAACAUAGACGAAAGACGUAAAGAUCCCAAUGCAAAGACACUCAAGUCAUUUAAGAAAACAUUAUCAUCCCUCGAAGAUUUGUGUGAAAACGACGCUAUCGACACUCUAAAGAUGAAGUUUCGCGGAAGACCAGUUGGUGAGAUCUUUGAUAUUGUCUGCAAGAUAAUAUCAGGCGGACCUAGUCCAACUGAAGAGCCGAAACCAACUGGUGGACCAAAACCAACUGGAGAACCAAAACCAACCGACGAGCAAAUAAAGCGCGCAUUAGGCAUGUUGAAGAAAGCAUGUAAAGCUAUAGAAAAAACAAACGACGGACAAGGUCCCGCUCGUGUCGUCAUUGAGGAAAUUUGUCAGUCAGUGACAGGAAAGGGAGAUGACGACAAAAAAACGAACAGUUCAGAACAAAGGCGCGGGAAAAAACCUGGUGACAAUGCACGCUUAUUUCAGGAUACGCUGGCAGCUCUGACUGAUAUAUGUGACAAAAGCGUCCCCGCCACAAAGCGCAAUAAAAUGUGGGGCAAAACCUUUGAUGAUCUUUUUGAUACAAUCUGCGACAUUAUAGAUGGUGAUGGCGUUUAUCCAACCGGAGGACCAAAACCAACUGGAGGACCAAAGCCAACUGGAGGACCAAAACCAACUGGAGGACCUAAGCCAACUGGAGAACCCAAACGAAGAGGACAAGUUGGCGUUAUGGAAAAAAGACGGAAACCCAAACCAACGGAUAUCAAAAAGCAAGUAAAACACGCUAUAGGCUUGUUAAGCAGAGCGUGUAGGGUCGUUGAGACAUCGAGCGUGGGAAUUGGACCCGCCCGCGUAGUUAUCGAAGAAAUUUGCAUAACAUUAAAUUACGAUAACGACGAAGAAGAAAAAGAAGAAGGCGAUGAAACAGAAAAACGUGGAGGUCCCCUUGGCAAAUGGCGAUUAUUUGAAGAUGCAAUAUCAGCCCUAAGAGACGUGUGUGAAAACGAUGCUAUCGACAACCUUGAUAUGCAGAUAGGCGGAAGACCAAUCGGUGAUAUCUUAGACGUAGUCUGCGGUAUAAUUGAUAGUGAAGACGAAGGCGGACCGAGUCCAACUGGAGGACCCAGACCAACUGGAGGACCCAGACCAACUGGAGGACCAAGACCAAGUAGAGGACCCCGCCCAACUGGAGGACCAAGACCAACCGGAGGACCCAGACCAACUGGUAGACCAAGACCAACUGGAGGACCCAGACCGACUGGAAGACCAAUAGACAGAAAAGUCAAAUUCUAUAUCAGUGUGUUGAAGAAAAUUAAUCAAGCGUGUUCUGAUAAUGAUGACACCUCAAUAGAUGCCCUUCUCCAGGCUAUCUGCGAAGUUCUUAACUGAUGCAUGUCGCCAAGACAUUUUUAUAUAUAACAGGCACUUGAAUAUAAUAUAACACUGGGCAUAUUAUAAAAGGCACCUUUUAUCGUAAGCGAACUUAAAAUUUAAUCACGGUAAAAAGUUGAUAUGUUUAAAUGUAUAAUGAAUCUUAUAAGGUAUCUCGUGUAAAAUUUUAUUAAAUACAGUAACAACACUGCUACUGAAAUAAAUAUUAAGCUGGCUUGCUAUACACGUUUCCUUUUCUGGGUUAUGCUACAACGAUAUGGAAUCAGUUUCCAAACCAGCACAAUAUUUUCGAAAUAAUUUUGUCUGAUUUUGUUCUGAAAUAUCCAGGUAUGAUAGAUUUUGUGUUCAAAUUAUCUUCGGUUUGCGUUUUUUUGCGAUGAAAAGUGAAGGAUGAAUUUGAAGAUUGAAUAGAGAAUGAUGUCCAAAAAAGAAAGACAUGAAAAAUGUAAGGGAGGUCUGUACACAAUAUAAUUCGACACAAAUCUCCAGAAAUAAAACAUAUUUUGUAUGUAUAAAAA